AUGGUCGUAGAUCAAAUAAGUAGAUCACCAGAUUUAAGUAUUGUUUUUACUAGUGGAGAAAGUAAUGGUACUACUGGACAAACAACAUUCAAUAAAUUACUCAUUAAUGAAAAUCAUGUCAAAAUUCCAUUUAAAUGUAAUGAUUAUCAAAAAUCGAAAAAAACGAAAUCAUUGAACCUUUACAGACCACGUACUUUGGUUUUAGUUUUUAUUCUUCAUUAA
This is a messenger RNA of Rotaria sp. Silwood2, 222 nucleotides long. NCBI's taxonomy places the organism in Eukaryota, Metazoa, Rotifera, Eurotatoria, Philodinida, Philodinidae. The record is from the annotation of a GenBank genome assembly.